Acanthopagrus latus (yellowfin seabream) is the source of this 3675-nucleotide messenger RNA. RefSeq names its product smoothelin-like protein 2. Lineage: Eukaryota; Metazoa; Chordata; Actinopteri; Spariformes; Sparidae. Gene Ontology annotation, molecular function: protein binding. Bases 1162 to 3228 code for a protein of 688 amino acids. Gene Ontology annotation, cellular component: microtubule organizing center; filamentous actin. Gene Ontology annotation, biological process: actin cytoskeleton organization. The transcript has 15 exons. The record is from RefSeq and is a predicted model, not a curated record.
CACAUGCAUGUUUUAUUAAAAAUAACUCAAUUUAGUGCCAGUGUCCAGACAAGAAAUCGCUUCCUUUGUCCAUUACCAUAUAUUGUCAUGUCAAUACUUUGUUCCUCCCCUGAAUGUAAAGCGGGUGAAUUCACUGAUGAGAUGAUAUACUAGUGUACGUCUGUGUCAUGUUCACCGCCGCCUGCUAAAAGUCCCACCGUGCAACGCUCCACAUUAAAUGGAUGCAAAAAUCAGUCACGCAAGUCCAAAAUUGUUCUGAGGCAAAAUAUCACACAUGCUAAUCGCACUCAGGCUCCCCCCCUUUCAGUUCUGAUGUGGGGUUACCUGGACAUAUGUGGUUGAUGAGGCUAUAACAUCCGCCUGGCCGCAAAUAAAAAAAAUAUAUAAAUGUUGUCUUCUCACAUUCUUUGCACUUCCCUGCUGUUGUUUUUAGAAGUGUGCGCGUUUAUGAAGGGUGCAGUGUCUCUGCAUGCGCAUGGUGCCUGUAGGUCAUCUCUCAGCUGUAAUGUGAUGUCGUGACCACCCAGAGGCACUGCUGACUCAAGCUGACACCUGAGGCUGAGACGCUCAGCUGCUGGAGGGAAGACAGUUUAAAGAGGGACAUGGACGGGGUGUGGUGAAGACCUUUCCCCGCCCCGUUUAUGUCCCAAAAUACAGAGGCGAACCUGUUGCUCCCCGGCUCUGGAGACGCAGAUAGCUCAGACAACACAUUGGGCCGGGGCAGCAGGGGUGGACAUCUAGGAAACAAAUAGUAGAAGGAAGACGGAACAAAAUCGCCUGCCACCUCAGCUGGAGACCCUUCGAAAGAUGAGAGGGGAGUAUAAGAGAAGACGCACAUUAAGAAACGUCCUCCAUGGAUCUUGAUGGGACUCCGGUAAGAGGAAUCCCCCUGUGACCCUGAUCAGCCUUUAAAACCCUUUGGCAUCUUCAGCUUUGGUGAAAAGGUGGAAUGGAGCGUGUCAGAUAACUCUGAACGUUUUUCAGAAGGAAAGAAUUUGUAGGAAAACCCCUUGGUCGAGAACUCAAAACUUCCAAAGGACGAGAAACAGAGAACGAACUGAAAAAGGACAAGAAAGAUUUGAAGGUUUGGUUCCUGAGCUCUGAGCUGACCACCCCAUCACUCAUUUAACUUCUGGGGCGGUGAGAGUCGAGAAGGAAGCCAUGGAUGUAGCAACGGAGAGCGUUCAGGAGGCGAUGGUAAGCGACGCUCUGGUUCAGUUCAAGGCCACGUUGCAAGCUGCCAUCGAGGAGGUGCACGUGGAUGUAAGUGCUUUCAAGCAGCGCAUUGAGCAGAGGAUCGAGGAUCUGUGCAUUUCAAACGGACCGUUGGCCGGGGCAGUGACCAAGCUGCAGGAAGAGAAUGUGCAGCUCAGGGCGAAGAUGGAGGCCCUCAGCCGCCUGGUGGAGGGUCUCGCUGGGGUGAAUAUCGAGAGGAGUCCUGCUGAAGUGAAGGGGAAGAACGGGGAGGAGAGUUUAGAGAAUGGACAUGCACAGCUACAGUCCACGACCCAGGAGGAGCAGAGAGGUUUGGUCACCACCAGCCAGUCCAGUUUAUCCACUUCCACAUACUCCGAUCCAUCAGGGUCAGGUGGGAAUGGAGGAUGGAGCCAUGCUACUGCCCCUGCUUCAGUUCCCAGCUACACCCGAGCACCACCUCCAUGGAGAGCAAAGAGACAUGCAGAAAUUAACGGCACUGAUGCCAAAGGAGAGAAAAGUGAUGCCCACGUUGCCACGACUGCUCGAGAGAACGGUAAACAAGAAGGCUCAUCAGUGGACUCCGAUGCAGUCCAAACUGUUGGGGCCAUUCCUCAGUCUCACAGGCCUCUCACCGCCUCCAUGAAGCCAAGUCCAGAGUCUUCUGCCUUAACUGACUCUGUUCAGUCCAACGUGGAAACUGCCAACGCACCUGACCAGGAGGAUUCAGGUCCUCUGAACAAACCCCAUCUUCCCCUCACUGCGAUGAAAAAGUCCAGCUGUGAAGCUCCAGCUGUUCCUCACUCUCCCGCGUCUGUUCCCAGAGCAACAAAAGAAACUCCGGCACAGUCAGUCGAGACUCCUGCUCAGUCUGAUGAACCCCAGCCUCAUCUCCCUGUCACUGCCAUGAAAAGCAAACUCAGUCCUGAGAGUCUGACUGCUACCAAACCUGCCCAGUCUCCAACAGCUGUGCCUAAAGCAACUGUCCAUUCUCCAACAGAGGCUCCAACAGGAGAGGCAGGGGAAUAUCCUUUUGUAAGAGGUGCAUCUCUAGCAAAGGAGUCGAGGACGCAGCUAUCCCAGGAGCAGUCGGGUUCUGUAUCUCAGGCCCAUUUUCCUCUCACAGCUGUGACCAAAAGCAGCUCUGAGACCUCCGCUGCGUCCAAACCCGACCAGACUCCCGCUGCCGUACCGAAUCCUUCAGUACCAGAGUCACCGACGGUGAAGAGAGGCGUAUACCCGUUCAAACAUGAUGCCACUCAACCCAAGCCACACUUGACUCUCUCCGCCAUGAACACAUCCAACACAGAGUCGUCAACCACAGCUCAGUCUUCAGGUAUCUCAGCGUCACAGGAUCCCGCCGUGAAACCUGGGGAAUAUCCCUUUAAGCGGGUACCCAUUCUCAAGACACCCAGUCCCAGUCUAAAGAGAAGUGUCAGCUUUCCUCAGCCUGCAGAAAAAUUACUUCCCUCCAAAUCAAUCAUAAAAUCUGGCUUCUCACCUAAUCUGGACAAGAAAGUGAACAAGACAGGUGGGGUGGAGUUUAAGCAGGAUUUGAUAAAAUCACAAACACUCCCACGCUCCAAUGGGGCGCAGGCCAAACGGGCCAUGUUUGAGAGGAUGAACUCGGAGCCUACAAAACCGAAGGAUUCGAAGCCGAAACUGAAGCGCUCCCAGAGUUUUGGAAUGUCCAGCGCCAGUGGCAUCAAACAGAUCCUGUUGGAGUGGUGCCGCUCAAAAACCAUCGGCUAUCAGAACAUAGACAUCCAGAACUUCUCGUCCAGCUGGAGCGAUGGGAUGGCGUUCUGCGCUCUGGUCCACUCUUUCUUCCCUCUGGAGUUUGAUUACAACACGCUGGACGCCGCAAACCGCAGACACAACCUCCAGCUGGCCUUCACCACCGCAGAGGAGCAGGCUGACUGCCUCCGUCUGAUCGAGGUGGAGGACAUGCUGGACAUGGGGGACAAGCCAGACCCCAUGUGUGUGUUCACAUACGUCCAGUCCCUCUACAACCACCUGAAGAAGUUCGAGUAACUCUGUAUCAGAGUAGAUUACACAGCCUAGAUUGUUAUUAACCACAGUGUGCCAUGAACACUUUGAACGAGCCAACUAUUGUGGAGCCUCUUGGUUUUACACAGUGUGUGUGUAUUCAACAGUUUUCCUUGAGAAUUCACAGCUGACACUGAUUCUUAAAAUGCAGUUAUCUUAUGACAUGUAUUGUGAUGUGUGUGGCUCUAAGGUUUUUAUGUAGCUCUCAGUUCAAUGAUGCUGUAAUCAAGGUUAAUUAGUUAAAGAAAUAUGAAUUUGUUAUAGCUGAUGUGUUUGGGAACAGGUGCAAUGUUACAAACCAAAGAUUUAUGAAUAUGAACCAGUGUAGAGAUGCUCCAGUGACAAUAAACUGGAGUACUGCCCAAGUUGAGUCUUGAAAUAUGGCGAAAUAAAGCAAUUUUAUAGUAUUUUCCUAGCAUUGUUAAUUGUGAU